CCAAUCUUAUAUAUUGUUUCAAACUUAGGUUCAAAGUGUUAUUCGAAUGUCGACAGAAACUAUUAUGACCAAAAGAUACUUAUGCGUAUAAACAAUACUUUCUCUGCUGGUUUGCCUAUUGUUCAUUCGAAUGCAGAAUUUUCAACCUUAGUGAACUCAAACACUUUGGCAAGUAUAACGUUGACAUUAGUUGAUGCAAACUUUGUUCCUGUAAAACUUUUAUGUCCUAUGUAUUUGUCAAUGACGGCAGAAAGUUUCGAAUUGGAAGAUGCAACUGGUGAAAGUAUUGUAUUACAAGAACAACUUCAACAACAAAUAGCUCAAGAACAACAAAUGCAACAAAUGCAACAACAAAGUCAAGAAUAA
Messenger RNA from Trichomonas vaginalis G3, 366 nucleotides. RefSeq lists its product as uncharacterized. The record is from RefSeq and is a predicted model, not a curated record. Lineage: Eukaryota; Parabasalia; Trichomonadida; Trichomonadidae. The annotation marks the transcript as partial. The transcript has a single exon.